AUGGCGUCCACCGGCCCGUCCGCCGCCGCCUCUGUCGUCCCAUUGACGGCGCCCUCUGGCGCGGCUCCGCCGCCGGUGUCCUACGACGCGGCCCCGCUCCGUUGGCGCUCUCCAGCCACUCCCGCUACGGGCCCUCUGGCGCGGCUCCGCCGCCGGCGUCCUACGAUGGGGCCGCGCCACCGCCGGCGCUCUUCGGCCAGUCCGUCGCCGCUGGCACCGCCUCUGCCCGUCGACCCUUUGCUGUUGUGUGGGGCGUUUGACGCGCCCGUUCCCACGUACGGGAAUCCUACGUACGGGGCUCCGCCCGUGUACGGGUCUCCGCCCGUGUACUGGUAUCCCGGGUAUCGGUGGGGGUCGUCAGUAGGCCAGCACUCGCAGCAGCCUGACGGCGCCCGGUACCUGCAGCAUCUGCCAGCGGACCAGCAGGUUUUUCCGGCAGGCCAUCCGGCCUACCCGGCACCGCAGUCGCAGCCGGGGCUGCUACCCAUACCAUAUGGAGAGUACCCACCGCCGCAACCGAGCGGCGGCUACGGCCUUCCCAUGGCGUCUCCGUCCCCCUCGCCGGCCCUGCCGCCGGCGCCCUGGGACCCGGUGCUCCUCCCCGCAUUGCAUGCCGCUCCUACGCCGAAUAACUACACUGGAGGUGGCGAUUGA
Messenger RNA from Aegilops tauschii subsp. strangulata, 654 nucleotides. The record is from RefSeq and is a predicted model, not a curated record. NCBI's taxonomy places the organism in Eukaryota, Viridiplantae, Streptophyta, Magnoliopsida, Poales, Poaceae.